Molecule: messenger RNA, 951 nt
Organism: Acanthamoeba castellanii str. Neff
Lineage: Eukaryota; Discosea; Longamoebia; Acanthamoebidae
Exons: 6
Coding region: 1-951 (316 amino acids)
Source: RefSeq, a predicted model, not a curated record
AUGCAGGGGACGCAAGUGCGGUCGGAGGUGGGCUGGCACCUGAAGGGGAAGCACGUGAUGACUCUGCCUCUCGCGCGCGACUCGCUCACGCUGGUGCUGAACCUCUUGGAGGAACUGCUCCGAAACACAUUCUGCCGCGGCUCUGAAGCCCAUGCCACCACGACGGGGACCGCCUCUCAAAAGACGAAGCAUAAGCUCGACCCGGAGACGGUCCAACAAAGAUGGCAGGCCCUCUUCCCGUACUACCCCGAGCUGGCCUGUCUGGACAGACGCGUGGAACAAUGGGGCCACCUAAUCGAGGAGCUUGUCGCAGCUGUCCGCACUGUUCUGUGGGAGGGCGGCCUUGCGGGUCCGGAGGAGGAGGUGGAGAAGGUCGCCCUGUACUGCGCCCGCGCCUCGCUGGCCGUUGCCACCAGGAUUGGCAGCGUCGCGACCUCGGAAAUACACAACACUCAACCGAAAGCCAGAUCGGUCCCGCCGAGGGCGAUCAGGAAGGCCAUCCUCGACGACCCGUCGCUGGGUUCUGUCUUCAAGGACUCUCAUUUCCUCUGGGUCGAACCGCAGAGCCUGGCCGCUCAAUGCGCGACCGUCGUGGUGGAACACGAGGUGCCCUACCACGACCUGAAUUUGCCCGACGAGGUGGUCGAGGCUAUCGAGAAGAAAGAUAAGGCGGCGACAAUGCGCCGCCUGCUGGGCCGGAUCGACGCGAUUCUGGCCUCCUCGAUGAAGACCCCGCUCAAGCUCGAUCCCGUGACGGACAAGGAGAUCUGGGCGGUCGAGAAGAAGUUUCAGAUUGAUUUCCCGCCCGAGGUGAGGGCGUUUUUGAAGUGGAAUGACGGAGUGCCGAGGGACGCGCCCGGCAUGAGCAAGUUUGUCAAGUGCGCAAGCCUCGCGGAGAUCUACGAAGCGUUCUUCUACAAAUUCGGCUUCGCUCGCCUGAUGCGCUGGUAA